This is a messenger RNA of Rhododendron vialii, 522 nucleotides long. RefSeq lists its product as uncharacterized. The record is from RefSeq and is a predicted model, not a curated record. The transcript has 5 exons. Bases 79 to 522 code for a protein of 147 amino acids. NCBI's taxonomy places the organism in Eukaryota, Viridiplantae, Streptophyta, Magnoliopsida, Ericales, Ericaceae.
ACUCCGCCAUAACAGUCCCUCCACAGCAACUCCUCCACAGCAUUCUCGGACGCUUCUCCACAGCAUCACUCAAGUGUUAUGGCUCCACCAAAAAAGAAAACUAAGGGGAAUGUGGCAGCUGUAGAUUGCCGUAAUGAAGAGUUGAAAGAAAUGGAUGAAAAAUGCCAUAAUGAAGUUCCGAAGCACCCUCGUAAUGCAUGGAUAUUUUUCUACCAAGAACAAUGCAAGUUGAAGGAUAAUGAUCCAUUAAAGCCAAUGUCAAUGGAGGAAAUUUUUGAAAAGUGGAAAGCUUUAGGAGACCAUGCUAAGCGAAAGUACAAGAAAAAAUCUAUCAGGAGUACCGAGAAAUACAAAGAGCACAAAAUUAAGCUUGAUCUUCCGAAGGGUCCGAAGAACACCUUUAUAUCAAGGACUCAACUUAAGGCGGCUUAUGAUAGGAUGCAAGAACUUGAUCCGCAUCAUCGCUAUGUCCAUCAUCAUCACCAUAUCCAUCAUCAUCGCUAUGUCCGUCAUCAUCACUAG